Molecule: messenger RNA, 1491 nt
Organism: Didymella exigua CBS 183.55
Lineage: Eukaryota; Fungi; Ascomycota; Dothideomycetes; Pleosporales; Didymellaceae
Product: Aldo/keto reductase
Exons: 2
Coding region: 258-1106 (282 amino acids)
Molecular function (GO): oxidoreductase activity
Source: RefSeq, a predicted model, not a curated record
GAGCAAUUGAGCCUCUACAAUGAUAAUCAAAUGCCGACAUAUGCUUGGACUCGACAUAUCCACCCACGCAAAGCUCGAGUCCGUUGAGGACCCACACUCAAGCUCGAGAGGUCCAAUACAAUGACAUCAGGACUACCUAGACGAGCGCCUGGCAGGAACGACCACCCUACUCAGCUUCCUCUUAUGGUUUCUUCCCCUCGGUUUAUCUGCUUAUUUCGUCUCUCCCACUCACUCGUCUUCCAUCGUUACCCCCCACAAUGUCCACGCUCAGCUUGAACUCCACGCUCCCGCUCCCCAACUCCUCGCACAAGAUUCCUCAGCUCGGCUUCGGCGUCUACCAAUCACCCCCAGAGACAUGCGUUAAGUCGUGUCUCGCCGCCCUGAAGGCGGGCUACCGCCACAUCGACACCGCGCAGUACUACGCAAACGAAGAGCAGGUCGGCCAGGCGCUGCGGGAGUCUGGUCUGGAGCGCGAGGAGGUCUACCUCACGACCAAGAUCCUCAGCCCCGGCAGCGACGUUGAGUCCACCUACCAGAGCGUCGUGGAGAGCGUCGGCAAGCUCGCAGGCACGGACGGCUACGUGGACCUGUUCCUCAUCCACAGCCCCAACGCCGGGCCGGAGAAGAGGAAGCUGAUGUGGCUCGCGCUGGAGAAGGCAAAGGCCGCGGGCAAGGCACGCGAGAUUGGUGUCAGCAACUACGGUAUCGGCCACAUUGAGGAGAUCAAGAAGAUCGGCAAGGUCUGGCCGCCUGCCAUCAACCAGAUCGAGCUCCAUCCAUGGUGCCAGCAGAAGGACGCCGUCAAGUACUGCCAGGACAAUAACAUCGUCGUCGAAGCAUACUGUCCGCUCGUGCGUAACCAGAAGGCUGGCGACGCCACGCUCCAGAGCAUCGCAGAGAAGCACGGCGUGACCGACGCCCAGGUGCUCGUCCGCUGGAGCCUGCAGCGCGGCUUCGUGCCUCUGCCCAAGAGCGACACGCCGUCCAGGAUCGAGAAGAACGCGGACCUGUACGGCUUCGCGCUCGACAGCGGCGACAUGGCCAAGCUAAAUGGCCUGGACGAAGGGGCGAAGGGCGCGCUGGUGCAGGCAGUCAGCAACGAGUAGGAGAGUUGCGAUUUGCCAACGUCAUCUGCUCGCCGGCGGUAUGACCCCGUCAAGGAGAUGCUCGACAAGGUGUCUGCGCGGCUGGACGCGUGGCUUGCGCGGCGACAACUCAGGUCGUAAUUGUAAUGGAGUAGCGUUAUAUCAGGGACCUACUUGCUCGCAUGGCCAGGAAGAGGAAGCCAGUGACUACUCCAAGUAACUGACGCCGCGGAUCGAGAUGCUCCUGACAGGUAGAAGUAAUGAAGGUGUGCUGACUACCGAGCAUCGACACUGUGAUUUCGUGAUCUUAUACGAGCGGGCAAUCCUAGUAUACGCCUCCCAUGGUCAAAUCAGCGCGCAGUUCUUAUUUCUCACUUCCACCCGAAUCACUACAGCUAUUCAUACG